This is a messenger RNA of Contarinia nasturtii (swede midge), 1620 nucleotides long. RefSeq names its product sensory neuron membrane protein 1-like. Bases 1 to 1620 code for a protein of 539 amino acids. Gene Ontology annotation, cellular component: cytoplasm; membrane. NCBI's taxonomy places the organism in Eukaryota, Metazoa, Arthropoda, Insecta, Diptera, Cecidomyiidae. The transcript has 11 exons. The record is from RefSeq and is a predicted model, not a curated record. Gene Ontology annotation, molecular function: scavenger receptor activity.
AUGUCACAACCAUUUCGAUUCAAACGUCGUAGCUAUGGCCGUCUGGCCAUCAUCUUUGGCGGAUUGUUUGUGAUAAGUUUCGCAACUUGCUAUUUUAUCUUCGACCUAAUAGUAGACUUCAUUGUUAAAAAUAAUUUAAAUUUGAAAAAAGGUGGCAUCGAAAGAGGCAUUUAUGAGGCAUUGCCAUUUCCCUUAACUUACCAAGUCUACAUAUUUCACAUAUUGAAUAAGGAUGAGGUGAAAAAUGGAGCAAAACCACAUUUCAAAGAGAUGGGACCAUAUUCAUUUGACGAAAUUGACUGGAAAAACAAUAUUUCUGACGAUGAAGAAGAAGACACAAUGUCAUUUAAUCUUAAUAAAGAAUGGUUGUUUCGUCCUGAUUUAAGCAAUGGUCUAACUGGUGAAGAGAUUAUUACAACGCUGCAUCCAGUAAUUGUAGCAAUUGGAUUGACUGCACAUUUCGAAAUGCGUCAAUAUCUCCACGUUGCAAGUACGGCAAUCGAUGAAAUUUUUCACGAACCAAAAGACGUAUUUUGGACGGGACGUGCCAUGGACCUUAUUUCGGAUGGCAUUGAAAUUGAUUGCAGUACAACCAAUCCGUUGGCUAAAAUAGCAUGUCGAAUGAUUCGAAAAUCUGGUAUUCAAAUGAUUCAACGAGUUGAUACUCAACGGAUGAAAUUUUCAUUUUUGGGCGGUUUUAAUCGAACAGUAAAUGGCUACUGGACAAUGAAUCGAGGAAUCAAGAACAUUUACGACGCUGGAAAUGUGGUCGCAGUUGAUGGCCAAAGAGAAUUGACAGUUUGGGGAAAAGAAGGAAAAUGCAAUCAAAUCACCGGUGGAGAUACUUUAGUGUUUGUUCCUUAUCAGACGAUCGAGAAGCCGAUGUUGAUGUUCGUUAGACAAUUGUGUUUUACGUUACAAAUGAAAUUUGUACGAAAAGCUAUCUAUCGUGGCAUUGAUCUUCAUGUAUUUGCUCAAGAAUUUAAUAUAACGGCUACAAAUGAGUUUAGUUGCUUUUGUCGAAAACCUGAUCGGUGUCCAAUUCAAGGGACGAUGGAUAUGUAUCAAUGCCUUAAAGUGCCAGUAAUUAUCAGUCAACCACACUUUUACCAUGCUGAUCCAUCACUUCUGGCUAACAUCGUUGACGGACUGAAACCUGACCAGAAAAAACAUGAAUUUGCAAUCACAUUAGAAAUGAAAACGGGUGUCGCUUUAAAAGUAGCAGCCAGAGUGCAAAUUAACUUUCCUUUGGAACCUGUGGCAGAAAUCGAAAUCAUGAAAAAUUUGCCGAACAUGACAUUUCCAUGGGUUUGGGCCGAAAAGAAUAUGUUUCAAAUACCAGACAGUUUGGUUAACUUAAUGAAAUAUACAUUGACGGUAGGAAAUAUUUUUCGCACUACAUUAGCCUACCUAACCUGGACGAUCUUUUUUUUUGGAACUAUAUUUUGUACGACCAUAUUCAUACUCACUCAAUAUACUGAGUACGAUAUUUUAGAAGAUGAGCGCGUGUUUCUAAGAACGUCAGGUAUCGUUAAAAUAGAACAAGUUUCAGCGAUCAAUCAAAAUGUUGUCAAGGAGGGAAAUGACUUGAUAAAAAAUGAAAAACGAUCAAGAAAAUGA